AUGCAAAGCGGAACGGCCGACGCCGACGAUGACAGUCCGAGGAGGAAGAUUUCGGUCGACUUCACCAGGCUCAAGAACUUCCCAUCGGCGCUGUCGCUCCGCAAGCAAGAACCGGAUACGCCGCCGCGCUCCGACGCAAUCCCAUCCAGCGGUACCUUUUCUCGUCUCAGAGCGUUCAGCCAGUCGCAACGUCCGUCGCGCAGCUCGAUGGGCUCAGAAAACAACGAUGCUUCCACCGAGUCCAGAUCCACCAGGAGAACGUCGCGCCUGCUCGAUGCAUUCAAACCUUCCAAAAAACCCACCCCCUCCUUCGAGGUGAUUCGCAAGCCCGGCAACCGCAGCACUUCUUCCUUUCAUCCAUCGUCCCAUCAGCCGUCUCCCAACACGGAAGUUUCGGAUCCCACAAACCGUGCCGAUGUCCAGCCUGCUCCUAGGAUAUCCUUGUCUGCGCCUCGCUCCGAGUCGUCUCGCUAUGUUGCUGCCGCUGAUGCUCCUCAGCCAGCUCACAACGGCCUCGCCGCUCGCUCGCCAUACCCGCCAGCUACCACAACCACCCGCAAGUCUAGCAGCACCCACCCCAUCUCAGCCAACACCCGUAAACCCUCGGACCCCUACCUCAACCUCGGCUCGGCUUCCAACUCUCGCGCACAGUCGCCUUCGCUAAAUCCGAACACCGAUGGUGCCAACGGAAGCUUCAGCUUGCACUCCUUUCGCAACAUUCGCUCGUCAAGCGAUGUGUCGACGGCCGACGAGUUUGGCGUACAAUCUCAUUCCAGAGUGCAGAGCAUGAUCUCGGUCGACGAGUACCUCACACCUGGCGAAGAGCUGCCAGAGCCCCGCUAUCCCGACUCGCAGGAUGCCAUCAGAGCCCAGUCCACCAGCCCGGCGCCCAGCGCAAAGCCAGCCAGCAUCUCGGCCGCCAAGUUCCGUCAAGCGUCGAGGCAACGUAGCGAAAGCGGCAACAUUCCCACCAUGGAUACCAUCCAGGCUGGCUCCGGCUUUGUCAGACCGCCUAGGUCCAGGACCCCUUCGCAAGACCUGGCCGCCAUGGAAGCCCUGCUCGCCAAGACGCAUCCGAGCACGAAAGGUUCCUCUGACGCAGAUCGACGCAAGAGCACAGAUCUUGCUCAACUCAAAACGACAGCAGACAUCCUGCCCGCAUCGAGCGUCAACGGAGACACGCAGCGCCGCAAACGAGGCGUGUUCAUCGUCGUCGAGGGUCUCGAUCGAGCUGGAAAGAGUACGCAGGUCGAGAGGCUUGCCGAGCACCUGCAGGCAAAAUCCAUCAAAUUCCCAGAAAGAACCACGGCCAUCGGUCAGAUGAUCAACUCCUACCUCGCCCAGACCAGCGAGCUUGACGACCAGGCCAUCCAUCUGCUCUUCUCUGCCAACCGGUGGGAGUGCGUCGCCUCCAUCAACAGAACGCUCGACGCGGGCGAGAGCAUCGUCUGCGAUCGUUACGCUUUCUCGGGUAUCGCCUACUCGGUCGCCAAAGGCCUUUCGUACGACUGGUGCCGCAAUCCGGAUGUGGGUCUGCCUUUGCCGGACCUCACCAUGUUCCUCGACCUUGAUGCACAAACAGCGGCGGCAAGAGGCGGUUACGGCGAGGAAAGGUACGAGAAGCUCGAGUUUCAGGCAAAGGUGCGCGAGGCUUUCAGUCGCGUUUCGCAGGAUGUCAAAUCGCACGGAGGCAGGUGGGUUACCAUCGACGCGAGCAAGACGCUCGACGAGGUCACCGACGACGUUCAGAAAGCGGUUCAGAGGGUUACGUCGUCCAUCGAUCGAGUUGGAGUCAAGCUCGGGAAGCUCUUCGUUUCGGAACGUCCGCCCAACGUGCGUGCUGGUUCAAGCAACGAGCUGCUUCCGCCGACAGUGAUUCCGAAUAUCAAACGGUCUUCCAUGUCAUCGCAAGAUUCGGGAAGGAAAAGGCUGUCGCUGGAUCUGCCUCGUAUGGCGCACACCAACGGAACCUUUCCUGCUGCGCGACCAUCAGGGUCACCCCUCACAUAUACCGAACAGCUUGCCGCGGUCCGAGCCGCUGCUGCCGGAACCCUGUCGGGUUUCUUUGGCGGCUCGAGCACCACUGUUGACCAGCAGACGCCGUCUACGCAUGCAUCAGACAAGCAAUUGCCCGAGGCAGACGGACCUUCGCCGGUCAACGCGACUCGCGGACAGGGUUUUGAUUCGGCUCGGGUGCUGGCAAGCCGUCCAGAUGCAUCCGGUAGACGACGCACCUUGAUCGACGUGAUCGGAGAGCUCGAAGGUCAGACGCAUCAACCUUCAGCGCCGUUGACGGAGCAUCGUCGGUCCAUCUCUGCUUCUGCUGAGCCUACGUCGCCGACAUUGCAGUCGAAUGGCGAGGGCUUUCCCAGCACAUUUGCGCAAGCUGCCAGGGUGCGACGCAGCACCGAUCAGGGACGCGUGCCUCAGCUGCCGACGAUUGCGAGCAGCGCGGCCGCACCCAGCGCGGGGCCAAGGAGAUCUUCCUUGACAGUUCAGCCUGGUGCGGGUGGCGAUAGCGCAGCCGGUCCGGUGACGACGACAGCUGCCACCUCUUCUCGAGGCACCGCGGCCCAGGUUGAGAGACCUGCAGUCUCGCCAUCGGGCAUCCGAGCUUCCUCCUCGUCCUCUGUCGGAAACGCAGUCAAUGCCGAUAGCACUCUCAUUCAACCACAAUCCUCAGCCUCUGCUCCGCGUGCCUCAACGCUAUCGCCGGCAGCACGUGCCGCCUCGCCAGCCAUCACCACAUCUUCACGCAGCUCUCUUGCCAGUCCGCCGCUCCCCACCUCGCCCGUUCACAGACCGGCCAGCGUGACCCCUGCCGACCACACCUACGCUGCUCCGGACGCAGGGCUGCUGAGCUCGCACCACCUUUCGCAGUUCAACACGCAACAGACGCAGGCAGAGAUGCAGGAGCAGUAUAUGCGCAACUACAUGGCCAUGAUGGCCAACCCGAUGAUGGCGCAGCAGGCGCAGUACCAGCUGAUGCUGCAGCGGCAUCAGCAGCAGUACUAUGGGAGGGCGGCUAGUGCGAUCGGUGGAGUGGGAGCGGGAGCGAAUGGUGUUGGGCAGACGGGGAGUGGAGGAGGGCCACCGUUGGCGGCGUUCAUGCAGCCGAUGGCGAUGCGCUCGACGGAUGCGGUGGGUGGAGGGGAGAGGGAGAAGGGGGUCGGACAUGCGAGGACCCAGAGUUCGGGUUCGUUGAACGGAGCAGCGAUGAGCAGCAACGGUCAGCAACCUAUGUUGUCGAUGAUGAUGGCAGCACCACCGCCGGUGAGCGAGACAAAGGGGUAUUCAGCGGCAGUGGGGGGUCAGCAGGGGGGUGGGUUUUAUGGUCAACCGAUGUUUUAUCCCAAUGGAGCAUUCCCGGGCAUGGGGUGGAGUCAGCAACAGCAACAGCAGCAGCAGCAGGCAGCGAUGAUGGCAGCUGGGUACGGCAGACCGAUGUAUACCUCGACGAGGUCGGAGAUCGCUUCGCCGACGACGUUGAGGUCCCAGAGGAGCAGCGAUAAGGGGUUCCGCGGUCAGCAGCAGUAG
Molecule: messenger RNA, 3537 nt
Organism: Pseudozyma hubeiensis SY62
Lineage: Eukaryota; Fungi; Basidiomycota; Ustilaginomycetes; Ustilaginales; Ustilaginaceae
Exons: 1
Coding region: 1-3537 (1178 amino acids)
Biological process (GO): dUDP biosynthetic process; dTTP biosynthetic process; dTDP biosynthetic process
Cellular component (GO): cytoplasm; nucleus; cytosol
Molecular function (GO): dTMP kinase activity; ATP binding
Source: RefSeq, a predicted model, not a curated record